Molecule: messenger RNA, 2174 nt
Organism: Pseudophryne corroboree (corroboree frog)
Lineage: Eukaryota; Metazoa; Chordata; Amphibia; Anura; Myobatrachidae
Exons: 16
Coding region: 103-1893 (596 amino acids)
Source: RefSeq, a predicted model, not a curated record
AUAACACUUUAUAGUGCUUGGACUAGCGGCGUGUAACGUACACUAGAAAUGGAAUAUUGAAACAAUUACUUUGUCAAGAAAUUUGGAGCAAAGGCACCCACCAUGAACCUCCUUUAUCCAUUUGGAUGCAGAUCUCCAAGAAGGAAAAUUUCAGCUUACCAAUCAGAGGAAAUAGACAGUGGAUUUCUAAGUUCAUCUAGCACUGAUUUCUUUGAUUCCUGUAAUGGAUUUGUGAAGAAUGAGCUGAGAAAUGAAAUAAUAAGAUCAGAGAAUCGAAGAUCAGCGCUAGGAGAAAGCCUUAGGAAUGCACACAGUGCUCUAGAACACCAGAGGAAUUGCCUACAGCAGCGGGACAGUGACAUCACCCAUAGUAAAGUGGCACUGGAGAGUUUACUGAUAAGACAAGAGCUUUUGGAGUCGAGAUUGUCUGAUUUGAAAUAUAACAAUGUCUAUUCAGAUUUUCCGAAAUUGCGUUUUAGCAAUAUGAAUGAACCUCAGCCUUCUAGACAACUAUCAGUGGUCAGCGACAGUAAUAGGAUUACUGCUUUGGAAAGGGAAAUGAAUGACAUCAAAAUACAAAUGAGAAGCCAUGGUCCAUCAAGGGCAAGUAGCAAUUCAUGCAGACAGAGUUUGUAUGAAGAAAGAAAAUAUGAGGAAGCUGAGUACAUGCAGAUGCAAGAAGAACUGAGGCAAAGUGCAGAACUAAUGGAAGCCAAGUUUAGCAGUGCACAGCGGGAGAGAGAUGCCUUAGAACUGGAGGUCACAUCACUUCAUUCUGGACUCUAUCAAGCGAAAGUUACCUCCAAGGGACUGGAAAAGGAAUGUGUAAAACUGCAGUCUCAGAUAGCAGCCAGCAGAGAUAUAAAUGAGAACCUUUAUCUAGAAGUGACUGCACUGAAGCAGCAAAACCAGAUGUUGGAAAAUAAUGUAAAUGGAUCUGAGAGUGAGAAGAAAUCUCUCCACUUACAAGUUGAAAAUCUGCAACAAGAAAAGCAGAGACUAACGUCUCAGAAAGAGCUGCUGUUUGGGAUAAUGAAGAAAAAAGGAAAACAAAAACACCAUUUUCUGAAGCAAAACAAAAGAAACCCUGUAGAAAGUGAAAUUAAUAAAAAUAGAAACAAAAGCUACAGGGAUCCGGCACGUGGGGGAUCACUCUCCGGAUUAUCAAACUGCUCCAGCCAUUCCCAGAGGCUGAGAAGAAAAAAGGCAGCAAAAUCUGAAUGUAAAGAUCAUGGCAGCACAUUAGGAACUGAAGUUCAGAUGGACUGUAAUAGGAAAUAUAUACAAAAAGAAGAAGAUAAAAACAGCUGGAAUAAAACGACACAAUGCUCGGCUAUAAAAGAAUCUAAUCUGACGAGCGAGCAGAGUUCUCCAAGGAUGGAUAGUCAUAGAAAAUCAAGUAAACGAUCUGAAAUGAAUACUGAGAUUAUUGUUGCUUGCUAUCAACAUCUGGCAGAUUUACUCAGAAAAUUAGAAUGUCUUCUUGUGAACAAUGUAAGAUUAGAUCAUGAAAAAGAACAAGUGUUACCAUUUCUGCUACAAACUCUUAAAGAACUACAGGAUAGUAAAACGACCAGUGACAAAAGUAGAGAAGUAGUAGAGCAACUUCUGAAUGAACACACGGACUUGAGAGAAAACUAUCACAAAAGAGUUAACCAGAUUACUUCUGUCAUUAUUGAAGUGAAACACCUUAGACAAGCCUAUAAUGGAAUUGUUAGACGUUCCAAGGAUCCAGAUGACAGGAAGGCAAUGCUAUGGAUAAGCAGAGUACAGGCAAUUAAGGAUUCUUUGAAAGUCCUUCAAGAGCAAACAACAAACUCUUUGGAAAAGAAGGGCAUCAACCUUUUUAUAAAAAAUUACACUAAAACAAAUGAAAACAAAGCAACGGGUUAAUAGAAUGAUUUUCACCUAUUUUACGUGGCCUUUUUUUUUUUUUUUUUUUUAUCUUUCAUCUAAAAGUGUAUUAUUUGUUGGUUAGUAAUUUAUUUUUAUCCAAAAAAUAAAAUUGCUCUGCCACUAGUGUUAAAUCCUAUCAGAAAACAUUAAUAGGGAAAUCACAUAUAGUUCAGUAGAUGCCGUACUAGGAACACAAUUGUGUGUGUCAUUGGCACAUUACAGUUACUGUACAUAUAGAAUUAAACAUAUUUGAAAAAUAAAAUGUUUGUUGACACAUU